Messenger RNA from Asparagus officinalis (garden asparagus), 853 nucleotides. Its product is annotated as casparian strip membrane protein 1-like. The transcript has 3 exons. NCBI's taxonomy places the organism in Eukaryota, Viridiplantae, Streptophyta, Magnoliopsida, Asparagales, Asparagaceae. The record is from RefSeq and is a predicted model, not a curated record. Bases 42 to 686 code for a protein of 214 amino acids.
AGCAUUCAAACCCUCAACUUCUCUCAUUCUCAGUCACCAACAUGAGCUCAGUCGAACCCUCGACCUCCAUCGCCAUCCCCAACGAGCCAACUGAAACCCAGGAAAAAGCUCCUAUCGCCGCUCCUGCGAGCACAUCCAGAGCUCCAAGGUUCGCAUUCUUCAGGAAAACAAAGGUUGAGAGAGGAUGGAAGCGAGGAAUAUCUCUCUGCGAUUUCAUCCUGAGGCUGUUAGCGAUCGCUGCUACGCUCUCAGCUACUAUUUCUAUGGCUACCACUGAUGAGACCCUUCCCUUCUUUACUCAACAUUAUCAGUUUUACGCUAAUUUCUCCGACCUCCCAGCAUUAACAUUUUUUGUUGUUGGGAAUGCAAUUGCGGCUGGACUGUUGGUUUUAUCUCUUCCGGUGUCUAUUGCAGGAAUCAUAUGUGCAAAUGCUGCUGGCCCUCGCCUUUUCCUCCUCGUGCUCGACCUUGUUCUGGUAGCUCUAACAACUGCAGCAGCCUCAGCUGCAACAGCAAUAGUCUAUCUAGCUCACACCGGCAGCGACAAAGCCCACUGGGUUGCGAUCUGCAUCAGAUUUGACGGAUUCUGUGAACAAAGCAGCGGCGCCUUGGUGGCUUCUUUCAUCGCCAUCGUGAUCUUGAUGCUGAUGGUUGUCAUGGCUGCGCUUGCUCUGAGGAAAUGCUAAGCUUUGCUUGUUUGCGUUGUGUUUGUGUUCGUUACGUUAUUACUACGUACCGUAUUGGAUGUUGAAACUGCUUUGUGCUUUAAGAUUUGUGGUUGUGCGCGCGUGAACUUGUAAUCUUGUAUUGUAAUUUACAGCACAAAUAUUUGCAAUUUGAAGAAGUGUUGCUG